AUGAAUGCUGCCGAGCUCCUGCAGAACACGCUCUCGCCUGGUAAGUUGCGCCCGCACUGCAGCGAAUGGCUUGUCUGAUCGAUCCUGACCUCACAUCCUAUCCUGAUUCUGCCAGACGCUGGUGUCCGUCAAAAUGCCGAGCACCAGCUGGAGGCUGCCGCACGCGACAACUAUGUGAGCCCCAGUGCGUCGAUGUGGCUGAGUGUUAGCGCAAGACUGACAUGCCUGGACUCGGCUUUCAACAGGGCGCAUACGUGGGCAUGCUCGCAGCUGAGCUCGCCAACGAAUCGACUGCUCCUCAUCUGCGCAAUGCCGCCGGUCUUGCGGUCAAGAAUGCGCUGACAGCCAGAGACGCAGCGAGGCAGGAGGAAUUCGCGAAUAGGUGGACUAGUCUGCCUGAAGAUGCUCGCUCGGACGUCAAGGCCAAGACAUUCAGCACGUUGAGCAGUCAGGAUGGCAGAGCUGGUUACUCGGCUGCUCAAGUCAUCGCUGCUAUCGCCGGUAUCGAAAUUCCUCGCGGGCUGUGGAAUGAGCUGAUUGGACAGUUGACCAAGGCAAUGGGAGAGACGGCAAACAACUUGUUGAGGCAGGCUGCUUUGCAGACAAUCGGUCUGACUUGCGAGGUCAUUGUGAGUUUGGCGUGUUUCAUCCCAAACUGCGCAGGGCGCUGAUGAUCAUUUCGCGAUCUUCUCGCAGUCGAGCUCCUCAAACCCAGAAGUGCUUGCUGCGCAAUCCAACGAGAUCCUCACAGCAGUGGUGCAAGGAGCCAGAAAGGAAGAGCCCUCUGUCGAAGUGCAGCUUGCCGCUAUUCAGGCGCUCUACAACUCUUUGGCCUUCGUCAAAGCCAACUUUGAGAGGGAAGGCGAGCGCAACUACAUCAUGCAAGUCAUCUGUGAGGCGACUCAGCAUUCCGAUAUCCGUAUCAAGGUAAAUGCCUUCGAGUGCUUGGUAGAAAUCAUGCAUCUAUACUACGACAAGAUGCGCUACUAUAUGGAGCAAGCUCUGUUCGGCGUGAGUCGAUCUCAGACUUGCGCGCCUAGCGCCCGCACACGGACACGUAGCUGACCCUUCGCCGCGAUGCCCCAAAGCUCACGGUUCUAGGCAUGCGGGAUCCCGAGCCCAGAGUGGCAAUGCAAGCAAUCGAGUUUUGGGCUACAGUUGCAGAGGAGGAGCUGGACUUGAUAAUGGAGGCAGAUGAGGUGGGUCGAUGCCUGAGACUGGGUCUGACCGCCUGACGUGACGACUUGCUCAUCCUAUCCUUCCCUGUUCCAGGCGCGAGAAUUUGGCGAAGAGCCGGAACGUCCUUGCCAUGGCUUUGCUCGCAUCGCAUUGCCAGAGAUUCUUCCGGUGCUUCUGGAGACUCUGCGAAACCAGGAAGAAGAUGCAGUCGACGACGACUGGACAGUGGCUAAAGCAGCCAGCGCGGCGGUCCAGGGUCUCUCCGACGCCACCACCGACGAAAUCGUUGCUUUGGUCAUACCCUUCAUCGAACAGAACAUCCAGAGCCCCGAGUGGAAUUCGCGCGAUGCCGCCGUCAUGUGCUUUGGUUGCAUUAUGUCCGGACCCAGCUUGGCCAGCUUGGCGCCUCUGGUCAAGCAAGCACUGCCGCAGAUCGUCCAGAUGCUCCACGACCCGAGUGAAUCGGUCAAGGACACUGCUUCAUGGACCUUGGGACGGAUCACUGAUCUUGGAUGCGGUGCUAUCGACUUGGACAACCAGCUUUCGAUCCUCGUGCAGGCUCUUGUGCAAGGACUGCAAGGCGAGCCGCGCGUCGCUACAAACUGCGCUUGGGCUUUGAUGAACCUUUGCGACCAGCUCGGCGGCGCGGCCAAGCUUACCCCGGAAGGCAACCCAGCUCCCACAGCCGUCAUCUCGCCCUUCUUCGAGGGCAUCAUCGGCACGCUCUUGGCUGCGUCUGACAGAUCUUCCAACGAGGCGAACGCUCGAUCGUCCGCUUACGAAGCUCUCAGUACAGCUGUCACAGGCUGCGCUCAGGACACUCUGCCGCACGUCAACAACGUCGCUGUCACAAUUCUCGAUCGACAGGGCAAACUCAACGCCAUGGCUUCUCAAUUGGUCGGCAUGGAUGAUCGCACCAGCUGGGCAGAGCUUCAGACAAACUUGUGCUCCGUGCUGCAAGCUCUCACGCGCAGACUUGGAAAAGACAUUCUUCCCUUGGGAGAUCAGAUCAUGGGCAGCCUCCUAACCACCGUUCAAGCAUGCGGCAGUCAGAGCGAGGCCCUCGAAGAUGUGUUCAUGGCCAUUGGCGCGUUCGCGACUGCGUCAGAGGCCGCCUUUGAGAAGUACCUGCCCUCGUUCAACCCCUUCCUCAUUAGCGCCUUGCAAGGACAUCAGGAUUUGCAGCUUUGCAAGACGGCCAUCGGUAUCGUUGGAGAUGUUUGUCGCGCGUUGGGACCUGCAUCCGCACAGUACGCCGAGCCUUACAUGGUCGCGCUCACGGAGAAUGUGCAAAGCCAGAGUCUUGCUCGGGACGUCAAGCCGGUUAUUCUGAGUACAUUCGGCGAUAUCGCCUUGGCUACGGGAUCCGGCUUUGCUCCUUUCUUGCCAAACACCAUGAUGACGCUCGCACAAGCUGCGCAGUCCUCGGUCCUUCCCGAGACACCUGUGAGUGGCGAACGCGGACAUGAGAGAGCCCGGGCAUCUUCCCUUGUGCUGACAUCGUUUCGCCUUUGGCAGACGGAUUGGGCCAUCGUCGAUUUCUUCACUGCUCUCAAAGAGGCUAUCGCUGACGCUUACUCCGGCAUCGUGGCUGGCGUCGUCGCCGACAGUCGAUGUAAGUGUGUCGUUUUGAGGAGCCUCUUCCUGCUAAACAAUGGCUUAUCCAUCCGUUCACUGCAACCACCGCAGCUGAUUUGCUUCAGCCUUACGUUGAGUCGAUUGUCACUUUCAUUGCCAGCGUUGCGCAGUCCUCGCAGGAUCGCACAGAGACGCUUCUGCGCUCAGCUAUCGGAUUGCUGGGUGAUGUAAGCGCUGCCUACCCAGGCGGAGAAUUGAAAACUCUGCUGCAGCAGGGUUGGGUAGCUGAAUUGAUCAGAGCAGGUAGAGGAAAGACGAUGGGACACGAAACUCGGAAGGUGGCUGCUUGGGCGAGAGAGCAGAUCAGGGCGGCCAGUGCCGGGGGCAGCUGA
Molecule: messenger RNA, 3149 nt
Organism: Ceraceosorus bombacis
Lineage: Eukaryota; Fungi; Basidiomycota; Exobasidiomycetes; Ceraceosorales; Ceraceosoraceae
Source: the annotation of a GenBank genome assembly